CAGGCGGCGGCGGCGGGACCGGCGGGCGGGCGGAAGUGUUUGCGUGACCCGUGCCCUCCCGGCGUGCCCCGGGCGUCCGGUGACCCCCUUCUCCCCUCCCCUCCCCUCCCCUCCCCCGGGCGGCGGUGUGAGCGCGUCAUGGCCGCCUCGAAGCCCGUGGAGCCGACGGGCGGCGGCGGCGGCCCGGGGCUGUCCCGCUGGCAGCUGGCGUUGGUGCUGGGAGCGCCGAUAUUGCUGGGCGCUGGCGCGUUCUACCUGUGGGGGCGGCGGGCGGCCCGGCGCGGCGGCAAGGGUGCAGGCGAGAGGAGGACCCCCGAGGGGCGGGUGAGCCCCGGGCCCUGCGGCAGCGGGCAGCCCGAUGGGCCCGGCCGCGAGGAGACGAGCCCUCUUGACAGAGCCCAGGCAGCCAAGAACAAAGGAAACAAAUAUUUUAAAGCAGGAAAAUAUGAGCAAGCUAUUCAGUGUUAUACUGAGGCAAUCAGCCUCUGCCCUCCUGAGAAGAACCUUGAUCUUUCUACCUUCUAUCAAAAUAGAGCUGCUGCCUAUGAACAACUGCAAAAAUGGACAGAAGUGGCACAAGACUGCACAAAGGCUGUUGAGCUUAAUCCUAAGUACGUAAAAGCUCUUUUCAGACGCGCAAAGGCUCAUGAGAAACUAGACAAUAAGAAGGAAUGUUUAGAAGAUGUCACUGCAGUUUGCAUUUUAGAAGCCUUCCAAAACCAGCAAAGUAUGUUAUUAGCUGAUAAAGUUCUUAAACUCCUUGGAAAAGAAAAGGCCAAAGAGAAAUACAAGAAUCGUGAGCCUCUGAUGCCCUCACCACAGUUCAUUAAAUCCUACUUCAGUUCUUUCACAGAUGAUAUAAUCUCCCAACCUUUGCUUAAGGGUGAGAAAUCAGAUGAAGAUAAAGAUAAGGAGGGAGAGGCUUCUGAAGUAAAAGAAAACUCUGGCUAUUUGAGAGCAAAACAAUAUAUGGAAGAAGAGAACUAUGACAAAAUUAUCAGUGAAAGCACAAAAGAAAUUGAAGCGGAGGGAAAAUACAUGGCAGAAGCUUUGCUUCUGAGAGCUACCUUCUACUUACUUAUUGGCAAUGCAAAUGCUGCCAAACCAGACCUAGAUCAGGUCAUCAGCAUGGAAGAUGCAAACGUGAAGCUCCGAGCUAAUGCUCUGAUUAAACGAGGAAGUAUGUUUAUGCAGCAGCAGCAACCUGUGCUGUCCACUCAGGACUUUAACAUGGCUGCUGAUAUUGACCCUCAGAACGCAGAUGUUUACCACCACCGAGGACAACUGAAGAUCCUGCUUGACCAAAUUGAAGAGGCUGUAGAAGACUUUGAUGAAUGUAUCCGAUUGAGACCCGAUUCUGCCUUGGCUCAAGCACAGAAAUGUUUUGCCCUGUAUCGCCAGGCUUAUACAGGAAAUAAUCCUUUGCCUGUGCAAGUAGCCAUGAAAGGCUUUGAAGAUGUCAUAAAAACAUUUCCAAAGUGUGCUGAAGGCUAUGCACUCUAUGCUCAGGCACUAACUGAUCAACAGCAGUUUGGCAAGGCUGAUGAAAUGUAUGAUAAAUGCAUUGACCUUGAGCCAGACAAUGCCACCACGUACGUUCAUAAAGGUUUACUUCAGCUCCAGUGGAAGCAAGAUUUAGACAAAGGAUUAGAACUCAUAAGCAAGGCCAUUGAAAUUGAUAACAAAUGUGAUUUUGCAUAUGAAACCAUGGGAACGAUUGAAGUGCAAAGAGGUAAUCUGGAUAAAGCCAUUGAAAUGUUCAACAAAGCUAUCAACCUGGCCAAAUCUGAAAUGGAGAUGGCCCACCUCUACUCACUCUGUGAUGCUGCCUAUGCCCAGACAGAAGUUGCAAAGAAGUACGGAUUGAAACCACCAACACUGUAACAAAAUGAAGAGGAAAUGACCCUCCAAAGUGAAGUUGCCCACUUCAGCCAGCCCUAAAGACACUGUUGCAGACCAUGUUUGAAUGGUGGAACUUAGUUUUUUUCCUGUUCGUGGUGUUGUCAUUUGCUACAUCUGUUAAAUGUUUAGGUGUUGUUGGAGUGGUUGUUCAAGGAAGUGUGCAGUGUUGCAUCUUGUUCCUUCUGCAGCAAAAGCCUUUAAGUGCACUAAGGGAAAUAAAGUUGCAGAGGAACAAAAGGAAGAUACUUUGGCCAUGCAAAUAAAAACUUUACACUGGUUCCUUUUGGGUGAUUAUGUUGUGGGCGAGUUUUGCUUUAUAAAACUAUUACAGCAUGUGGGUUUUUUCCUGUUGAUUUUAAAGGUGAUACUAGGUCAGUGCUGUAAAAUAGGUUUCUUUUUUAUAUGAAAUUAAUCCUUGAGGGUUGAUUUUAAUUUUGCAAAAAGGAAAAACAAUAAUUUUCAAACUGUUUAGGGAUAGAAGGGGCUUUUUUAAGUAAGUGUGGAGAGAAAUCCUGUAAAUAGAUGCAAGCAUGCACGAUCUUCCCUUAAAAGCCACUCCCAUCUUCUGCAUAACUUAUUUAGAAACAGUCCCGUGGCAGCUAUUAGGGAAUUAAUUUGGUAAUCCCUAUCCUCACCCCAGAAAGCCCUAGCGUACUGUAUAGGAGAGCUAGUGAAAAAGGUUGGUUGGGGAAAGAGGUCAGGUAACACCGCUUCAGGGUAGAUUUUACUGGAACAUAGGCCAUGCUCCUGUGCAGCAGUCCUUGCUGGAAUGUCACAGGAAAUCGCUCUGGAGGGUUCAGAGGGACUUUGAAGAACAGAAGGCACUGCUGGGAGUAGAGCUGCCAAGGUAAGGUCAUGCUUGCAUAUAAUCUUUGUAAUCUCUGAUGCUCUUGCUUAAAUAAUAGCUAAUAGACUGUUGACAUUCUUAUCACUCUGCAGACUGCUGUGUUCUGACCUGCUCCUUGUAAUGGCCUCUCUGCAGGGUUAAGUGAAAUAAGGAACAGAGCAUAGGCUAGGACUUAAAAUGAGGGAUUUAGAACCUGUACUGCUUUCCUUGUUCUUUAGACCCUGUCUUGUCCAAGAUUACACAUCCCGUAGGAAUGAAGCAGCUGUUCUGCAGAUAGCAGAUCAGCAAAUUAUUAAAUGCUAGCAUAAAGCCUUUUCCUCUAGCUAGGAACUUCCCAGAGAGCUUUCUUGCUUGGUGUUGAUCUUUCUGCUAUGGCAGCCAGUCCACCUUCCCACUCCCUGGAUUGAUGUAGCUCGAUAACCCUCAUGCAAAUACUUAACUGAUGCAACUUUCCAUCCUGAGAUCUUAGAUUUGCUUCUGCUGAAUUGUCUGAUGUAUUUCAUCUUUUAAAGAAAUGAACCAUGCUACAAUCAAACUGUCUUGUUCUCUUGUCGUGCCACCACAUAGCAGCAGCUUGUAUUUUCAACUUGACCUUCCUCUCUCCCAGCAACCACAGUGAAGUCAAGUGGUGGAAACUAAAGAUUUAACUGUUCUAUCUGGGUAGGUGAUCUGAAAUCAUAGUGUUGGUGUAGAAUUGAGGGCGGGGGAAGGUACUGGCAACUUCCAAGGGCACUGCACAUAAUGUGUGUCAAACACCUUCUGGAACUUCCAAUCUCUGCAUCAGUUACCUGAGAACUACAGACUGAGGAGUCCUGUUCUCCCAAGGAGUUUUUAUUUGCAUGGCCUUAUUUACAUUGGCAUUUUCUCCUCUUCACCCUACCUGUACCUCAUUCCUUACCCCACCCAGUGAAUUAAGGGAAAAAAAAGCAUGUGCUCUCGAAUACUACCAUUCCAAAUCAUCACAGACUUUUGCCUGUUCUUGAACUAGUUUGAAACUGCACUGAAAGGAUGCAUUGUCUGUAAGGUUUUUUUUUUUUGUAAAUGACGUUAUCACCUGUAAACUGAAAAAAUAAAUAUUACCUUCAAGUAUCUCUCUCUGACAUGUAUAAGAGAAGGUUUCGAUGAAAGUGUUCUCUGCAGUGGUGCUUUGUGCUUAUUUGAGGUUGCUCAGAAUCAAGGAGGAACUAGUAAUGACUGACUCCCUCUCAUCUUCUCUGACUUCAAGAGGAGAAUUAACAAGGCUUAUCUCCACUGCUUUCAUCACCCACAGAGGUAUGAUCUGGAGAGCUGAAGAUUACACAAGAAAAGAAAUCCAGCCAAGCAAGCUGAGAAUCCGAGUAGCUGACACUCUCUCUAUGUAGGUCCCUUUAGUGAAAGGGACUUUUUGUGUGGUUUUGUUUUUGAGGUUUUUUUCGUGGCUGAUACAGUUGAGGUUUUGCUUUAAGCCAGGUGUGCACAUGAACUUUGAGUAAAGCUUUCUUUAGUAGGGGUCAGAACAAGUAUUGCUGCUGGUUAAAAAAAGGUUGAAAUCACGUAGAAAGCUGGUAUUAAAUAUAUGUGGAUAAACCCAGUGUAUCCUAGAGUCGGGGAAGUUGCUUUUACAUAGAGCUGUCCUGCUGCUUCAUUCUGAUCAUGUAAAAUCCUCGUUGAUCCUGUUGGAGAGAAGUUUGCCAAAAUGGAGACUAGAAGUUGUGACUUGAAUUGCUGGGAUCUAACAGCAGAUUGAACUUAAAUAUACUAAGGAGCUGUACUUUGAAACUAUUAAGAGCAGCUCAGAUGCAGCUUGAACCGGACUUCCCAGCUGCACAGGUAGUAAUACUGCCUGAUACACCAGGCAGUACUGUGUUUCCUGCCAUUUUAAGAACUUCGGCUGAAAUUCUGGAGCUAUUUUACAGUUGUUACCAGCUGGUUUUCUGUGCUUACAAAAUAUCAGUGCAUAUGUAUAAUAUGGAUACUUAAAGUGCCUGUUUUCUACCACCACAGCAACUGAGUAUUGACUGCUGUUAAGUAUUAUUUAGCUGAGAACUGAUUGGGUACUUUUGUCAUUGAAAGCCCCCAAAAUUCCUAGUCCCGCUUGUACUGCUUCUGAGUGGAUCACACUGGAGCCCCUUAAAAUAUGUCACAAGAACAUGGUGCUCAGAAAUGGUCCUGAGUGAGGAAGACAGAGCCUGUGUCACCGCUUCAGCUGAGGUGACGCAAGUAGCUCGCUACAGACUUUGAUCCCUCUGUUAUCUGGGAUUCCAGGGGAGGAGGGUCUAGACCCACUCAAUUCUAGUGUCUGUUGCAGACUGCACUUUGCAUUUUUAAAAUGAAGUGGUCAGCCCCUGCACUAUUUUGAUCCUCCAAAGGUAGUAUUUAGUGCCUGCUCUGCUACGUUUUAUAGAGUGAGGACAGAAACAUGGAUGGUUUAGAAAAAAGGAUGUGUAACAGUUUUGAUUUCAAAGUUGAAGCCCAGUGCUGGCCAUCAUAGAUGCCAGUUGUCAAGUAUGUGGGAGGCAACUAAUCUAAUGCAGGAGACUUGACUCAAAUGGUAAUUUGUUACAUUUUUUAUAUUUAUUUUUCAACAAAUAAAUCUUCAUUUCACCUUA
Colius striatus (speckled mousebird) is the source of this 5337-nucleotide messenger RNA. RefSeq names its product translocase of outer mitochondrial membrane 70 (gene TOMM70). The record is from RefSeq and is a predicted model, not a curated record. Gene Ontology annotation, molecular function: protein binding. Bases 139 to 1884 code for a protein of 581 amino acids. NCBI's taxonomy places the organism in Eukaryota, Metazoa, Chordata, Aves, Coliiformes, Coliidae. The transcript is spliced from 12 exons.